This is a messenger RNA of Dipodomys spectabilis (banner-tailed kangaroo rat), 3085 nucleotides long. It is a transcript of the gene Nrbp2, whose product is annotated as nuclear receptor binding protein 2. Bases 86 to 1585 code for a protein of 499 amino acids. Gene Ontology annotation, cellular component: cytoplasm; endomembrane system. Gene Ontology annotation, biological process: protein phosphorylation; endoplasmic reticulum to Golgi vesicle-mediated transport; intracellular signal transduction. NCBI's taxonomy places the organism in Eukaryota, Metazoa, Chordata, Mammalia, Rodentia, Heteromyidae. The transcript is spliced from 18 exons. The record is from RefSeq and is a predicted model, not a curated record. Gene Ontology annotation, molecular function: protein serine/threonine kinase activity; ATP binding.
GGCCGGGCGCGGGUCCAGCGCCGAAGGAGCCGAGCGGCGCCGGGCGGCGGAUCGCGCGGAGGGCGGUGGCUGGGCCCGCCGAGCCAUGGCGGCUCCGGAGCGGGCGCCGAGGCGGGGCCGCGAGCGGGAGCGGGAGGACGAGAGCGAGGACGAGAGCGACAUCCUGGAGGAGAGCCCGUGCGGCCGCUGGCAGAAGCGGAGGGAGCAGGUGAACCAGGGGAACAUGCCCGGGAUCCAGAGCACCUUCCUGGCCAUGGACACGGAGGAGGGGGUGGAAGUGGUGUGGAAUGAGCUCCACUUCGGCAACAGGAAGGCCUUCGCGGCCCACGAGGAGAAGAUCCAGACCAUGUUCGAGCAGCUGGCGCUGGUGGACCACCCCAACAUCGUGAAACUUCACAAGUACUGGCUAGACUCCUCCACGGCUCGUGCCAGGCUCAUCUUCAUCACCGAGUACGUGUCCUCGGGCAGCCUCAAGCAGUUCCUCAAAAAGACCAAGAAGAAUCACAAGGCCAUGAACACACGGGCCUGGAAACGCUGGUGCACGCAGAUCCUGUCGGCGCUCAGUUUUCUGCAUGCCUGCAGCCCCCCCAUUAUCCACGGAAACCUGACCAGUGACACCAUCUUCAUUCAGCACAACGGCCUCAUCAAGAUCGGCUCCGUGUGGUACAGGAUCUUCUCCAAUGUGCUCCCAGACGACCUCCGCAGCCCCAUCAGGGCCGAGCGUGAGGAGCAACGGAACCUGCACUUCUUCCCUCCGGAGUACGGUGAGGUCAACGAUGGGACGGCGGUGGACAUCUUCUCCUUUGGGAUGUGUGCCCUGGAGAUGGCUGUUCUGGAGAUCCAGGCCAACGGGGACACCCGAGUCACAGAGGAGGCCAUUGCUCGAGCCAGGCACUCGCUGAGUGACCCCAACAUGCGGGAGUUCAUCCUGUCCUGCCUGGCCCGAGACCCUGCCCGCCGACCCUCCGCUCACAACCUCCUCUUCCACCGUGUGCUCUUUGAGGUGCACUCGCUGAAGCUGCUGGCUGCCCACUGCUUCAUCCAGCACCAGUAUCUCAUGCCUGAAAAUGUGGUGGAAGAAAAGACCAAAGCAAUGGAUCUGCACGCAGUGCUGGCAGAGAUGCCUCAGCCCCACGGGCCCCCGACACAGUGGCGGUACUCGGAGGUCUCGUUCCUGGAGCUGGACAAGUUCUUGGAGGAUGUCAGGAACGGGAUCUACCCGCUGAUGAAUUUCGCGGCUGCGAGGCCCUUAGGGCUGCCGCGUGUGUUAGUCCCACCGCCGGAGGAAGCCCAGAAGGCCAAGACCCCCACGCCAGAGCCCUUCGACUCAGAGACCAGGAAGGUGGUCCAGAUGCAGUGUAACCUGGAGAGGAGCGAGGACAAGGCACGCUGGCAUCUCACGCUGCUUUUGGUGCUGGAGGACAGGCUGCACAGGCAGUUGACCUACGACCUGCUCCCAACCGACAGCGCCCAGGACCUCGCCGCAGAGCUGGUGCACUACGGCUUCCUGCAUGAGGACGACAGGGCGAAGCUGGCCGCCUUCCUGGAGAGCACGUUCCUCAAGUACCGGGGGACCCAGGCUUGACCCACACAGCCCUGGAAUCCCAGCGUGGCGCUGCGGCUCAGGGUGGCCCCACUUGGGAGAGGCUGGCGCCCCCCAGAGCUGCCCUCGGCUGGCUCUCCCGAGUGAAUGAAUCCUGGGCCUGCUGGUGGGCCUGGAGUCUCCCUGAGCAGCGCUGGGCCCCAGGGGUGGGGGUGGAGCUCAGCAGAGCGAGGGAGCGUGGGUGAGGGGUGGAGGGAGGGCAGGGGUCAGCCCUGGACAGACCUCUGCCAGGGAGCCUGCCACAUCUGGCAGGGAGAGCAGGCACCCACCAUUGGCACAACAGACCCAGGCCGGGAACCCGGAGAGCAAGCUGUGACCCGGUUUGGUGCGUGUGCAGCGUUGAGCUGGGAGCCAGCUGGCCAGAGAAGCAGGAUGGAGCCUGCAGUCAGCAACGCCCCGGGGGCUGGGGGCUCUGGGCAGACCGCCGAGCCCCAUCCCUGAUCUUCCAUUCACACAAGACUGCCUCCUGCGCCCCUCCCCGCUCCCCGGCAGCUGUGGCCUGGGCCCCCUGGCCGCCUGUCUCUCGCACUGGGCUCCUGCGGCGCUGUCAGGCCACCCACGGGAUGCUCACACCACCUUGGUUUCUGGCACUGCCUGUGUUCCAGUUUCCAUCUUAGUUAAUAGUCAAGGUGUUUUAACUUGUAUGCGUAAACUUCAUGCAUUCAACUUCCUUUUUAAGCAUUUCAAAUGUCAAACCAGGAAGGCUCACCACUGUACUAGUUGUAUAUAGCUGCCGAACAUCACAAACUUAGUGACUCAAGAUAAACACACGCUUAUGAUGAUUCUGUGGGUGGGAAGAACACCCAGGGUCCUACCAGACUAAAUCAAGUGUUACAUUGACUUUCAUUGUAUGUCUUCUCGGAGGUUCUGGUGGAAUCUACUUCCUGCUCAUUCAAGUGCUGACAAAAUUCACUUCCUGGCCAUGGUAGGGCCCAGGUUUCUUAAGUCAACUGAAGGCCACUCUUAGCUUCUAGGCUCACCCACCAUCUUGCUCCCUCCUUCCUCUACAUCAAGGCCAGCAGCACCCAGUUGAAUCCGCUGUAAACCUAUCAUCUCCAUCUCCCUGAGGAUUCCUGUGAUUAGAUCAGGCCCACCCAAUAACCCCUCACAAGCUCUGUAAAUCCACCACAUCCACAAAGCACCCUCUGCCCUGUAGAUUAACGGCAACUGGUAAUUCUGGUUAAGGAACUGACAAUUUUUGGGGGGGGGGGGGGUGUUCUGCUUACCACACCACCUUAACCAAAAGCCAGAAUUAAAACUUGCAAAGCAGGCAUAUCAAAUAAAUGAACUAGAAUGGAUUUCAGGUUAUCUUUAACAUUCCAAUAGCUUUACAAACUUCUUCAGAUCCUCCUACUUUCCAGUAUGAAAUUGUACAUCUCAUAUAACGGGAAUUCUGGGAGCUGGCUAGUCUUACACAGUUUCCAUAAGCGAUUGAAGCAGCGAUUAAAUGAGCUGGAAAGCACCAGCAUUUCCAGUGCCGAA